CUUUCAUUCAAAUAAUGUUUUGCUUUUCAGUUCAAGCACCAAAUUUAAACAACUAAAUCAUUCAAAAUUAUUUAGAAUAUGUGUGUAUGUGAUUGGGAUGAUAUUUGGCCAAACACUAGAUUAUCGCGAUGGGCAAGCGGCUAUGCAGCAAUUUUGCAAAUAGUAAUGGCUAUUCUUAUACUUUAUCAAUUUAUCCAUGCACACCAAAGCGAUGUUUCUAUUUGGGUAGCUAUUGCAGUAUUCGUUAUACUGUUGUUUAUGGCAUUUUUGCUGCUCGUUGGAGUUUUGAUGAACCAUAGAACCGUACUGAAAGGGUUUUUCAUACUUUUUAUAUUCGUUGGAAUUGCUACUAUAAUCUUUUUAAUACUUAAUGCUUUCCAAUUGAUUGACUGGCGCGAAGGUGAAGAACAUAAAUGUUGGUUGGCCUAUGUCCUCUGUACGGCAUUUACAGGCAUUUUUGCAUUCACGCUAGUCGUAACAUUCUUUUACAUCAAAUAUUUAAAAGACGCGGAGCCAUUGUAAGACGUUAUGUGAAAAUGAUGUAUUAUAGGUAUGAACAUUAAUCAGUGUCAAUGCAGAAAUAGAAGAUAAUGUUGAUAUAAACAGACUAAAUAUACAUAUAAUAGAUUAUUCGUUGUAAUUCAUUAAAGGCACUAUUUUAUCAUUGUUUUCCAUUCCAAA
Drosophila albomicans is the source of this 681-nucleotide messenger RNA. RefSeq lists its product as uncharacterized. The record is from RefSeq and is a predicted model, not a curated record. The coding region runs from base 79 to 522 and encodes 147 amino acids. The transcript has 4 exons. Lineage: Eukaryota; Metazoa; Arthropoda; Insecta; Diptera; Drosophilidae.